GGCUUCUCCCGAAAGAGCCACACUUUUCUGCCUAAGAUCUUCUUCCGCAAAAUGUCAUCCUCCGGGGCCAAGGACAGGCCUGAGCUGCAGUUUCCCUUCCUACUAGAUGAGGACACAGUGGCCACGCUACAGGAGUGCAAGACACUCUUCAUCCUGCGUGGCCUGCCAGGAAGCGGCAAGUCCACGCUGGCACGUGUCAUCGUGGAUAGGUACCAUGACGGCACCAAGAUGGUGUCUGCUGACACCUACAAGAUUAAGCCUGGCGCUCGCGGAGCUACCUCCGAGGAGUACAAGCGGCUAGACGAGGAGCUGGCCACCUACUGUCGCCGGGACACCAGAGUGCUAGUGCUGGAUGACACCAACCAUGAGCCGGAGCGGCUGGAACAGCUCUUUGAAAUGGCUGACCAGUACCAGUACCAGGUGGUGCUGGUGGAGCCCAAGACGGCGUGGCGGCUGGACUGUGCCCAGCUCAAGGAGAAGAACCAGUGGCAGCUGUCAGCCGAUGAGCUCAAGAAGCUAAAGCCAGGGCUGGAAAAGGACUUCCUGCCACUCUACUUCGGCUGGUUCCUGACCAAGAAGAGUUCGGAGAGCCUCCGCAAAGCCGGCCAGACCUUCCUGGAAGAGCUGGGGAACCACAAGGCUUUUAAGAAGGAGCUUCCACACUUUGUCUCUGGGGAUGAGCCCAGGGAGAAGAUGGACCUGGUCACCUACUUCGGGAAGAGACCACCAGGAGUGCUGCACUGCACAACCAAGUUCUGCGAUUAUGGGAAGGCGGCCGGGGCAGAUGAGUACGCACAGCAGGACGUGGUGAAGAAAUCGUAUGGCAAGGCCUUCAAGCUAGUCAUCUCAGCUCUCUUUGUGACACCCAAGACAACUGGAGCCCGGGUGGAGUUAAGUGAGCAGGAGCUGCCGUUGUGGCCGAAUGAUGUGGACAGGCUGUCACCCUCUGACAGCCUGCCUCGGGGGAGCCGCGCACACAUCACCCUGGGCUGUGCGAGUGAAGUGGAAGCCGUGCAGACGGGCCUUGACCUCCUGGAGAUUGUGAAGCAGGAGAAGGGGGGCAACCGAGGCGAGGAGGUGGGUGAGCUACACCGGGGCAAGCUCUACUCCUUGGGCAGUGGGCGCUGGGUGCUGAGCCUGGCCAAGAAGAUGGAGGUCAAGGCCAUUUUCACGGGAUACUACGGGAAGGGCAAACCUGUGCCUACACACAGCAGCCGGAAGGGGGGUGCCCUGCAGUCCUGCACCAUCAUCUGA
Orycteropus afer afer is the source of this 1254-nucleotide messenger RNA. RefSeq names its product 2',3'-cyclic nucleotide 3' phosphodiesterase (gene CNP). Bases 52 to 1254 code for a protein of 400 amino acids. Gene Ontology annotation, cellular component: membrane; cytoplasm. The record is from RefSeq and is a predicted model, not a curated record. Lineage: Eukaryota; Metazoa; Chordata; Mammalia; Tubulidentata; Orycteropodidae. The transcript has 3 exons. Gene Ontology annotation, biological process: cyclic nucleotide catabolic process. Gene Ontology annotation, molecular function: 2',3'-cyclic-nucleotide 3'-phosphodiesterase activity.